This is a messenger RNA of Torulaspora globosa, 888 nucleotides long. RefSeq names its product nicotinate-nucleotide diphosphorylase (carboxylating) (gene BNA6). The record is from RefSeq and is a predicted model, not a curated record. Gene Ontology annotation, cellular component: cytoplasm. Bases 1 to 888 code for a protein of 295 amino acids. Gene Ontology annotation, molecular function: nicotinate-nucleotide diphosphorylase (carboxylating) activity. The transcript has a single exon. Gene Ontology annotation, biological process: NAD+ biosynthetic process; quinolinate catabolic process. NCBI's taxonomy places the organism in Eukaryota, Fungi, Ascomycota, Saccharomycetes, Saccharomycetales, Saccharomycetaceae.
AUGCCUGUCUUUGAAAAUUUACUGCCUGCCAAUGGCCAGUGGAAGCAAGAAGUCACAAACUGGCUGCAGGAAGAUGUGCCGUCGUUUGAUUACGGUGGAUAUGUUGUGGGAUCUGAGCGUAAAUCUGCUACCUUGCUGUGCAAACAAGACGGUGUUUUAAGCGGCGUUCCAUUUGCUCAAGAAGUAUUCAACCAAUGCCAAUUGGAAGUGGAAUGGUUCUACAAGGAAGGCGAGGAAUUGAAGCCCUCCGAGAGUGCCACGGGCAAGCUAGCUGUCGCCAAAGUUACCGGGAAGGCCAAGGAUAUUUUGCUAGCUGAGAGAACCGCUCUCAACCUGUUAAGCAGAAGCUCAGGAAUCGCUACCACGGCUAGACAGACACUAGAAUUGGCCCGUAAGGUGGGUUACGAAGGGAUUAUUGCCGGGACGAGAAAGACCACACCCGGCUUGCGUCGCUUGGAGAAAUACUCGAUGCUAGUUGGUGGAUGCGACUCUCAUCGGUAUGACCUAUCCUCCAUGGUGAUGUUGAAAGACAACCAUAUUUGGUCUCUGGGUUCGAUCACAGAGGCGGUGAAGAGCGCUAGGGACGCUUGCGGGUUCGCCGUAAAGAUCGAAGUUGAGUGUCAGAGCGAGCAGGAGGCAGAUGAGGCCAUCGCAGCGGGGGCGGAUGUCAUUAUGCUUGACAAUUUCACGAACGACUCGCUGAAAACCUGCGCUAGAAGCCUCAAGGAGAAAUGGCAAGGCAAGAAGCAUUUUCUGCUAGAGUGUAGCGGAGGGCUCAGAUUAGACAAUUUGGAAGGAUACCUUUGCUCGGAUAUCGAUAUCUACAGCACAAGCAGCAUCCAUCAGGGCUGCAAGGUCGUCGAUUUCUCCUUGAAGAUCGACCAUUGA